Messenger RNA from Tachysurus vachellii, 2744 nucleotides. It is a transcript of the gene kcnab1a, whose product is annotated as potassium voltage-gated channel subfamily A regulatory beta subunit 1a. NCBI's taxonomy places the organism in Eukaryota, Metazoa, Chordata, Actinopteri, Siluriformes, Bagridae. Gene Ontology annotation, cellular component: juxtaparanode region of axon; cytoplasm; extrinsic component of cytoplasmic side of plasma membrane. Gene Ontology annotation, biological process: potassium ion transport; transmembrane transport; negative regulation of delayed rectifier potassium channel activity. The transcript has 14 exons. The record is from RefSeq and is a predicted model, not a curated record. Gene Ontology annotation, molecular function: voltage-gated potassium channel activity; transmembrane transporter binding; potassium channel regulator activity. Bases 303 to 1499 code for a protein of 398 amino acids.
AUCAAGAUUCUCUCAGUGUGUGUGCUGUGUGAAGUGUCUCCGCAGCGCUCGCACUUGCACUCACGCUCAGCCGAACACAUUCACACGCACAUGUUCACACACACACACACACACACACACACACACACACACACACACAAAGAAGAGGAGGAGGACGGCUCAGGAUUAAGGCUGGACUAACUUUCCGCUUCUCUGAGAUGGACUGAAGUGAGUGUACGCUGUCCUGCACACUCGUACAAGACGCACAACUCCUCCGGAUCUCCACAGCGUCCUCGUCCUCAUCCUCGUCCUCACUGGCCGUCAUGCAGGUGUCCAUCGCCUGCACCGAGCACAAUCUGAAGGGCCGGAAUGGAGAACACGGCAAGCAGAGUGCCACCAGUCCUAACGUGGUGAACGCAGCUCGCGCCAAAUUUCGCACCGUGGCCAUCAUCGCGCGCAGCUUCGGCUCCUUCACCCCACGUCACCACAUCUCUCUCAAAGAGUCCACCGGAAAACACACGGGAAUGAAGUACCGGAACCUUGGGAAGUCUGGAUUACGAGUAUCAUGUCUGGGUCUUGGAACCUGGGUGACUUUUGGAGGUCAGAUAUCUGAUGAGGUAGCAGAGCAGCUGAUGACCAUUGCCUAUGAGAGCGGUGUGAAUCUGUUUGACACGGCUGAGGUUUACGCUGCAGGAAAAGCUGAAGUCAUCCUGGGAAACAUUAUCAAGAAAAAGUGCUGGAGGAGAUCCAGUUUAGUGAUUACAACAAAGCUCUACUGGGGAGGAAAAGCCGAGACUGAAAGAGGUCUUUCCAGAAAGCAUAUAAUAGAAGGUCUCAAAGGCUCCCUACAGAGGAUGCAGCUGGAAUACGUAGACGUGGUCUUCGCCAACCGUCCUGACAGCAACACGCCGAUGGAGGAGAUCGUGAGGGCGAUGACCCAUGUGAUCAACCAGGGGAUGGCUAUGUACUGGGGGACGUCCCGAUGGACAGCCAUGGAGAUUAUGGAAGCGUACUCAGUGGCGAGGCAGUUUAACCUCAUCCCCCCAGUGUGCGAACAGGCCGAGUAUCACCUCUUUCAGAGGGAGAAAGUGGAGGUGCAGUUGCCCGAGCUCUACCACAAGAUAGGCGUAGGAGCCAUGACAUGGUCACCCCUCGCCUGUGGAAUCAUCACCGGAAAGUAUGAAAAUGGCAUCCCAGAAUCCUCCAGAGCUUCGAUGAAGUCGUACCAGUGGCUGAAGGAGAAGAUCUUCAGUGAGGAUGGGAGGAAGCAGCAGGCUAAGCUGAAGGAGUUAUCUCACAUCGCUGAGAGGCUCAGCUGCACUCUGCCACAGCUGGCUGUAGCCUGGUGUCUGAGGAACGAAGGAGUGAGUUCGGUUCUUUUAGGAACUUCUAACCCAGAACAGCUAACAGAAAACCUGGGAGCCAUUCAGGUUCUACCCAAGAUGACGUCCCAUAUAGUGACCGAGAUUGACCACAUACUUGGAAACAGGCCGUACACUAAGAAGGACUAUCGCUCGUAGGGGUUUGGGUUACAUCGUCCUGGUGCAUUUCCUGAUCUGAACACCUCUCUCCUCCUCCUCCUCCUCCUCCUCCUUCUCCUCUUCUUGGGUUUGCUCUCUCAAAGGGAUCUGUGAGAGAGCCUCGCCUCGCCUCGCUUCGUCUAGCCUCGCACGUGUCCUGUUUGUGCAUGCCCCCUGUGCCCCUUACUAAUUCAACAGCUACACAUCAUCAUGAUGUCAAACACCGUCUGUGGAAUAAAAAAAUAUGCACACAAAAUCACAAAUCGUCACGAAGCAAGCGAACGUCGUGCUCCGAGAGCCGCACCGCUGACACCCUACUCCGACCUCGGAACUGUCCCGAUCCUCACGUGUCUUCUGCUCGGUGAGCUUUGAGCUAAGGGAUGUACUAGAGACCUGGAGAUUGUAGAGGCUGGAAGUGUAGAGCAUGUCUGACUCUGCUGAUGGAACGGGAGAACUUCAGCCUGGCUUUCGAUCAGCUGAAGAGGAACAAGGUGUCCCGUUCCAUGCAUCCGUACUGGUCUUUGCUUGCUUAACGAAAGCUUGCGUUAGUAAUCGCAUCUGAUUAAAGAAAGCCUGUUUCCUUUCUUUCUCUUUUUUUAGAUAGCGUGACAAUGAUCACAUUGCGCUUUUGGCAGAAAACUGUAUGGCUUCUGAGCUGUGAACGAAGCCGGAUCUCGUAACGGUUGCGGAUCCGGAUGAUGUUUUCAGAUUAAAUUAUAUUCCAGAUAUACAGCAUUGUAGAAUGAACUUAAACAUGUAAAUAGUGCAUCUUAAAUAACCAGCAAACACAGCGAAAGCUUUGACUACUGUGUUCCUGUUAGCUUUUUCACCUAAUAUCUGUUUGUUUAUUAGCAUAAAGCACAACUGGGUUCAAUAGCUAUAUUUACAUGCAGACUAAUAAUCUUGUUAUAAUAAUCUGAUUAAUAAUCUAAUUGGAAUAAAAUAAAAAAAAAUGACAUUUAUUACGUUCGCUUUUCGCAUUUUAAUCCUGUUUAUUCGAAAUAGAGAGCGAUCUAAACGAACUGAUACGCACUUGUAUGAUCUUUCCGAUAUAAUAAAAAUGAGCAUGUAAACCUUUUAAUCCCAUUAUUUUUAGUUUAGAGAUGUUGCACGUGCGCAGUCGAGUCGUUAGACGUCACGGCGCCUCAAAACAAAGUUCAUAUUAGAUAUUUUAAAUUAUUUAACAAAUAACUGAAUAAUAACACACAACGUUGAGGCGUAUUUCUGCCAUAAUAGAUAUAUCUA